Drosophila erecta is the source of this 5640-nucleotide messenger RNA. RefSeq names its product protein wings apart-like (gene wapl). The transcript is spliced from 9 exons. Gene Ontology annotation, biological process: regulation of chromosome condensation. The record is from RefSeq and is a predicted model, not a curated record. NCBI's taxonomy places the organism in Eukaryota, Metazoa, Arthropoda, Insecta, Diptera, Drosophilidae. The coding region runs from base 405 to 5633 and encodes 1742 amino acids.
CCACGCUAUCGCCUCCGGCAUAUCGAUAGUUUCGUGAAUCGUUAGCCCAGCUCUAAAAUAGUGUUUCUCUUCUCUCGUGUAGAAAAACAGAGAAAUUAAACUUUUUCGCGCAUUUCGCCAUUGCAAAAACUGAAAAUCGCGAUCGCGUUCGUUUGCCCUGCAGAUUGCACAACUACGCUCUCUCAAUUGGCGCCGAUUUAGCGGAGAAUCGCGAAUUCAAAGAAAUAUUCGCAGCAAGAAGAAGAACGGAACGGCCAGUAUAAUCCAAACGGAUUAAUAACAAAAACAAAGAGAGCAGCCAAAUGUUUCGCCUGAGUGACCACAUCCACAACCACAAGGAUUAGAGCCAGCAACACGGAGUGAGAGGAUACCAGAAGCAGCCAAGGAACCACCGCUAGCGAAAAAUGUCGCGCUGGGGCAAGAACAUCGUGGUGCCGCUGGACUCGCUGUGCAAGGAGAAGGAGAACACCAACCGACCCACUGUCGCCAGAUCUGUGGGCACCGUUGGCAAGUGGGGCAAGAUGGGCUUCACCUCCACGCGCACCUACACCCUGUCCGCCAUCCAUCCCAUGGCCGCGGCAGCGGCGGCUGCUGCAGCGGCCGCCAGUCCUUCCCAGAGUCCCGCCUCCACGCAGGAUCACGAUCCCAACGACAUGUCCGUUUCGGUGCCGGAGCCGCCAAAGCCGAAAAAGUUCUUCAAAUCAAGGAAUACCGCUCCGCCAGAAGUCAUAGCCCAGAUAAUUCAGCAGCUACCACACUGUGGAGCCGGUGCGUCACCCAUGCGGGACCAUUUCUCGUCGGCGGGUGUGGGUGCUGGUGGUGUCACGCCUACUUCCGGUGCCCAGGAGGCGGGCGGAGUGAAGCUGAAGCUGGGCAAGGGUGUCAGUUCCGCAGAGCGGAAGCGCAAAUCGCCCAAGAAGAAGGCAGCAGCAACGCCAGCCUCCACGCCCUCGACGCCUGGUGCGUUCUACGGUGCCUCCGAUCGAGAUGGCGAUGGGCUAAGCGAUCCCGCCUCGGAGCAGCCGGAGCAACCGUCCAGUGCCUCGGGCAAGCAGAAGCAGAAGAAGCCGAAGGAGGAGAAGAAGCUGAAGCCGGAGGCACCGCCAUCGCGAGUACUGGGUCGCGCCCGCAAAGCGGUCAACUACCGCGAAGUGGACGAGGACGAGCGCUAUCCCACGCCCACCAAGGAUCUGAUCAUUCCCAAGGCGGGGCGCCAAACGGCUGAAGUGGCGGCCACGGCAACACAUGUCGCCGCUUCGUCGGAAGCCUUCAUCAGUUCCACGUUUGGCAGCCCUGGAUCUGAGCCAUCGUUACCCCCGCCUACGUCAGCGCCAAGUGCUUCUGCGUCCCAACUGCCCUCCGCAUCCGGCGGCGCGUCGAAUCCUUCGAGCGCCUCCCGCACGCCGGAACAUCCUCCUAUCGUGCUGCGCAUCUCCAAGGGCACUUCGCGCUUGGUCAGCACAGAUAGCGAGGAGCCGCCGAGCAGCUCGCCCGCUCACCAGAACCAACUGAAUCAGCUUCCGGUCACGGAGGAGGAGCCAGCGGAUCGGUCCCGUGACGAAACAGUUCCUGCAAGUACGCCAAAAAUCACAGUGAAGCCACUGAGGCCGCCCCCAGCAGCAGAUUCCGUGGAUGGAUCGUCAGCGACAGUAGGAGGAGCAUCGGCAGGCGAUUCUUUCGAAGAACGCAAGUCCCAGUCACUAGACGCCAACGAGGACGAGGAGGACGAAGAAGAGGAGGAGGACGAAGAGGAGGAACCGCCGGAGAUCAACUACUGCACGGUGAAGAUAUCCCCGGACAAGCCACCGAAGGAACGGCUCAAACUGAUCAUCAAGACGGACGUGAUCCGCAACGCCAUCGCCAAAGCCGCAGCAGCAGCCGAGUCCCGCAGUGAAAAGAAGUCGAAGAGCAAAAAGCACAAGCACAAACAGCUGCUGGUCGCGGGAUCUGGUGCCGCUCCAGCGUCUGGAGCCACCCCUGCGGAGAUUAACUCUGAAUUUAAGACACCCUCACCUCAUUUGGCUCUCAGCGAGGCCAACAGUCAGCAAGCACAGCAUACACCAUCUCAUCUGCAUCAACUACAUCAGCUGCAUCCGCAGCGGGGCUCCACGGUCAUAUCGCCAACCACCCGAUCCGAUCACGACUUCGACUCGCAGUCCUCGGUGCUGGGCAGCAUCUCCUCGAAGGGAAACAGCACGCCGCAACUGCUAGCGCAGGCUGUGCAGGAGGACAGUUGUGUGAUUCGCAGCAGGGGAUCUAGUGUGAUCACCAGUGAUCUGGAGACGAGUCAGCACUCCUCGCUGGUGGCUCCCCCCUCGGACAUUGAGUCACGACUCGAGUCCAUGAUGAUGACCAUCGACGGAGCCGGGACGGGAGCAGCAUCUGCGGUGCCGGAGACGCCACUGCAGGAGGACAUACUGGCUGUGCUGCGAGGGGAAGUGCCACGGCUAAAUGGCAAUACGGAUCCGGAGCCAACCGAGGAGGAGGAUCAACAACAGCAGCCGAAGAGGGCUACGCGUGGCAGGGCCAGAAAGGCGAAUAACAAUGUGGAUGUAACUCCACCCGCCUCGGAGACCAGAACCCGAGGUAGAGCCAAAGGAGCAGAUGCCACCGCGGCUGCCAUAUCGCCUCCAACGGCCAAAAGAACCACACGGGGCAAUCGGGGCUCCAGAAAAACCGAGCAGGAAGUCGACAUGGAAGUGGACGAAACGGCGGUGACGACGUCGCAAGCGAACGAGGAGCAGCUGGAACAGGCCACACUUCCACCGAGGAGAGGUCGCAAUGCUGCUGCCCGAGCCAAUAACAAUAAUUCGGCAAGCGUUAACAACAACAUUAAUAAGAUAGCCGCCAAUCUGUCCGCCAAAGCCGAGGCCAGCCGCCUGGCUGAGGGCGGAGUACCUGGUGGAGCGCCACGUAGCUAUGGCCGGAAGCGAAAGAACCAGCAGGUGACGCAGGUGCUCCAGCAGGAACAAGCGUCCGAAGAGCAGGAACUUCCCGAGGCCGAGGAGGAGCAGCCCACACCCGCCAAGAUUCCCCACACCGAUAACAGGGAACAUUCGCCAGACCACGAUCCGGAUCCCGAUCCGGAUGAACUGUCGAACAACUCAAAUAACUCGUCGUUGCAGCACGAUGGUUCCUCCUCCUCGCCCCCACCCCGCGAUUUCAAAUUUAAGGAUAAGUUUAAGCGAACAUUGACAUUGGACUCGCAGGGCGCGGCGAAUGCCGGAGCGGGAGGAGCAGCAGCAGCGCCACCACCUGAGUCCUCUGGCGAACAGCGAGGCGCUGUCAAGCUCGUCAUUUCAAAGAAAAAGGGCAGCAUCUUCAAGAGCCGCGCUCUGGUGCCAUCCGAUCAAGCUGAACAGGCUACAGUGGCCAAGCGGCAUCUUUACAAGCACAGUUGGGAUGCUGCGCUGGAAGCGAAUGGCGGUGGUACCGGCAGCGAUGCUAGCAAUGCCUCGGCAUCCGGAGUGGGCGUCGCUGGGGCCAAGGACCAUCUGCAUCAUUUGGCGGCGGGUAAAUCCGACGGUGACUUCGGAGACAGUCCUUCGUCGAACAACAAUGGCUCCUCCAGUGCGUGCAGCAGUGCGUCCACGUUGCGCGGCGAUAGCCCGGCCCUCGGAAAGAUCUCGCGACUGGCGGGAAAACAGGGAGUACCUGCCACCUCCACCAGUGUCGAUGCCUUCGACCUGGAUUUGGAACCAAUUGUCGGAGAGCUCGACCUAGAGCGUGGAGCAGCGGGCGCUUCCUCUGGCGGAACGGGAGGAGCGACAGGCGGAGGAGGAGCGACGGGCGGUGGUGGUCCCAUUCGGGUCGACCGCAAAACUAAGGACUACUAUCCAGUGGUGCGAAACGUGAAGACAGCCCACCAAAUCCAGGAGAUUGGCGAGUACCAGGAAAUGGACGACGAUGUCGAGUACAUCCUGGACGCACUACAGCCGCACAAUCCGCCGGCGACACGUUGUCUAUCCGCCCUUCAGCUAGCUGCCAAGUGUAUGAUGCCCGCCUUCAGGAUGCACGUGCGUGCCCACGGUGUGGUUACCAAAUUUUUUAAGGCAUUAUCCGACGCCAACAAGGACCUCAGCCUGGGCCUGUGCACCUCGGCCAUCAUGUACAUACUCUCUCAGGAGGGCCUCAACAUGGACCUGGAUCGCGACUCCUUGGAGCUGAUGAUCAACCUCCUAGAGGCGGACGGCGUGGGUGGGAGCACGGAAACUGGACACCCGGAUAGAGCGGGCUACGAUCGCAACAAGCAGAAGGUGCGCGAAUUGUGCGAGGAGAUCAAGGCGCAGGGCAAGGGAACGCAUCUCAACGUUGAUUCUCUGACUGUGGGCACGCUGGCAAUGGAAACGCUGCUGUCACUGACGUCCAAGCGGGCGGGCGAGUGGUUCAAAGAGGAUCUGCGCAAGCUGGGUGGCCUGGAGCACAUUAUCAAGACCAUCUCGGACUUCUGCAGCCCUGUGAUUGCCAGCGAUGCAGAGAUCGACUGGCAGCCGACGCUGCUGGAUAACAUGCAAACGGUAGCGCGAUGCCUACGAGUACUCGAAAACGUGACGCAGCACAAUGAGACGAACCAGCGCUACAUGCUCACCUCUGGCCAGGGAAAAGCGGUGGAGACGCUCUGCCAACUGUACCGCCUUUGCAGUCGACAAAUCAUGUUGCAUCCUUCGGAUGGUGGUGGCAGCAACAAGGAGCAUCCGGGCGUGGCCAUGCGCGAGCUGCUGGUGCCGGUGCUCAAGGUACUGAUCAACCUGACGCACACGUUCAACGAGGCGCAGCCAUCGCUGGGCGCCGAGUUGCUAGGUCAAAGGGGCGAUGUGGUGGAGACGAGCUUCCGGCUGCUGCUGCUCUCGGCCAACUACAUUCCCGACCAAUGUGUCUUUGAGCUAAGCAUACUGAUUCUUACACUGCUAAUCAAUUUGUGCAUGCAUACUGUGCCCAAUCGGGCUGCUCUAAUGCAAGCUGCUGCUCCACCAGAGUACGUAGCGGAUAAUCCACCAGCGCAGGGAUCUGUGAGUGCACUGCAAGCUCUGCUUGAGUACUUCUACAAAUGCGAGGAGCUGGCCAGAUUGGUGGAGAAGAACACAGACGCCUUCCUCGAGAGCAACGAGAAGGGAAAGAAGAAGCAAGAGGAAGUGGAGGAGACAGUCAACAAUCUUCUACAACGAGCCGGCCACCACAUGGAGCACACGCUAAAGGGAAGUUAUGCGGCCAUCCUAGUGGGAAAUUUGAUAGCGGACAACGAGUUGUACGAGUCUGUGGUGCGCCGCCAGCUGCGAGGAAACAGCUUUAAGGAGAUCAUUGGCGUGCUGGAGAAAUACCACACAUUCAUGAACCUUACCUCCAGCUUGGAGGCAGCCUUUGUGGCGCAUAUGAAGUCCACGAAACGCAUCAUCGACAACUUCAAGAAGCGCGACUACAUCUACGAGCACUCGGAUGACCACGACAACCCCCUGCCUCUGAAUCUGGAAACGACGGCGCAAGUGUUGGCCGUGGGAGCGGACGCGUCGCAUGCUGCCUCAAGCUCGUCCACGUCCGCCUCUGCAUCCGCACCCUCAUCCACCUCCACAUCCACAUCGGCCACAGGAACGACGAGGGCGCCGAGGGUCUAUAAAACGUACAGCAGCCACAGAUAAUCGGACC